AUGUACAUAUUCCCGCCUGGUCUCGCCCGUCGGACACCACGACUCGCCCCGACAAUACAAACGCCAUCGAAGCAAUACUACCACCGUCGCAAGCAAUCAUCCUAUCCACGUACCAUAAGACCAUCGAAGACCGAACUAGAAAAUAACAAACUCACCCCACAAAAUCUCGAAACCGCCAUCCACUCCCUCUUCCACGACGGCCUAGUCAUUAUCGAAAACGCCAUUCCACACGACCCCCUCGACCACCUAAACACAAAAAUGAUCCAAGACGCCUACACCCUGCAAUCCAGAAAAGAGAAUAGCCCUUACAAUUACAACCCAGGGAACAUCCAACAAGAUCCACCCCCGAUAAGAGAAUAUCUCCACAAAGAAAUCUUCCUGAACCCACUCGCCAUCCAGAUUACUUCAACAGCCCUAGGCCCCCGUCCCAAAUGGACCUUCUGCUCAGGUAACACCGCCAUGCCACCAACCAGUACCUGUCCCCCCACAUCGCAGCCCGUACACACCGACGCGGAUUUCGAUCAUCCAUCGCAUCCAUUCGCCUACGUUAUUAACGUCCCCUUGGUUACGAUGACGCCUGAAAACGGAUCCACGGAGAUCUGGCUCGGCACGCACGUGGACUCGGGUCUGCAUGUGCAGGAGGGAGCGCAUGGCACUGAUCGAGCUAGUGGGCGGAUCAAGGUACAGGAGGUGGAGAGACGUCGCACUGUGAGAAUGCCCUGUCAGCCUGUUGUACCGAAGGGGUCGUUGGUGAUUCGGGAUUUGAGGCUUUGGCAUGCGGGCAUGGGGAAUUGGACGGAAGAUGUGAGGGUUAUGUUGGCUAUGAUUCAUUUCGCGCCGUGGUAUCGGAACAGAAUGAGAUUGGAGCUUGCGGAGGAGUUGAGGCCUAUGGUGGAGAGGGAGACGAGGUUGGAGGUUCCGGUUGAUUGGAUGUCGGAAGAGCAGGUGUUGGAAAGGUAUCUGAAUCGGGGAUUUGGGAAUGAGUAUGAUUUUAGUCAGGAGGUGUAG
Messenger RNA from Aspergillus tubingensis, 1008 nucleotides. RefSeq lists its product as uncharacterized. Lineage: Eukaryota; Fungi; Ascomycota; Eurotiomycetes; Eurotiales; Aspergillaceae. The transcript has 3 exons. The record is from RefSeq and is a predicted model, not a curated record. Bases 1 to 1008 code for a protein of 335 amino acids.